This is a messenger RNA of Aplysia californica (California sea hare), 415 nucleotides long. Its product is annotated as 39S ribosomal protein L42, mitochondrial. The record is from RefSeq and is a predicted model, not a curated record. Gene Ontology annotation, cellular component: mitochondrial large ribosomal subunit. Lineage: Eukaryota; Metazoa; Mollusca; Gastropoda; Aplysiida; Aplysiidae.
AGCAUCGACUUCUUGAACAGGUUGUUGACUCAACAAAAUUACUACACACCACAGCUUCUUAUUGCAAAGUGAAAUCUCCAGAUGUGUGCUUAUCCCCUGACAAGAAAAUGAUAAUGUGCUGGCAUCCCGAGCCAGAAUUUCCAUAUGAAGACAGCAUGCCUUUGCCCCGGGACAAUACAGAACUGACUGAGGGCGAGUCUGUCCUGAAAGUGCAAUAUUUGGUGGAGGAGAAACUGAAGAACAGGCCGGACGGACCCACCGACAAUGAGCUCACUCAGCUGUUUUACACUUCCAAAGAUUAUUUCAAGACAAGGCACAGGACAGAGAAAAGAGUGAAGAUGAGGAAAUUUCACCCCAAAGACAGAGACGGAUUAUAGCAUUGUUAAGUGAUUAUUAAAGAAAUUUAUACAAACUA